AUGGCCCCUCUACGUGUCCUCGUUGCCCUCGCUCUCGGGGCCGGCCUCGUCACCGCCAAGCACGCCGACCCACUGCGCGAGCGUGACCUUAAGAAGCGCGCAACGACCCUGAUUCCCGAUACGUGUUUUGACAGCGAGGAUGAUUUGGAGGAGUACUUUAACUUUGCGUAUCCUUGGGGUGACACGGUGAGCAUCAUCGACAAUGCCUACCUGCAGCUCGAGUCCGUCUACACAGGCCCACAAGCCUCCGACUCGGCCCUCAGCUACAACUCCGGCACGAUCUACGCCAAGCAGUACUUCACAGUGGAAGCAGACGGCGGGCUGGACUUCCAGGCCAACUUUGUGGCACCCGUGGCGGAGGGCUGCUGGCCGGCGUGGUGGCUGGACGGCGUCAACAGCUGGCCGCCCGAGAUCGACCUGGCCGAGUGGAAGGGCGACGGCGACAUCAGCUUCAACACGUUCAACACGAGCACCGUGGUCGCCGCGCAGGACUAUGCGUACUCGACGCCCACCACGGCGUGGCACACGAUCCUCGUCGAGCUGCGGCCCGAGGACGACGGAACCACGCUCAAGGCCGAGUUCUACAUCAACGGGGACCUCAUCACCACCCAGUACGGCUCUGACAUGGUCGGUGAGCCGUUUUACAUGAUUAUCGACUACCAGAUGCUGGGCAGCAGCGGCUCCACCGGCCCGACUGAGACGACUUACUUUGACGUGCAGUAUCUCAGCGUUGUGAGUUAUAACCCGUAA
Messenger RNA from Cryphonectria parasitica EP155, 750 nucleotides. Its product is annotated as family 16 glycoside hydrolase. Gene Ontology annotation, molecular function: hydrolase activity, hydrolyzing O-glycosyl compounds. Gene Ontology annotation, biological process: carbohydrate metabolic process. Lineage: Eukaryota; Fungi; Ascomycota; Sordariomycetes; Diaporthales; Cryphonectriaceae. The transcript has 2 exons. The coding region runs from base 1 to 750 and encodes 249 amino acids. The record is from RefSeq and is a predicted model, not a curated record.